CCAUUUAAAAUGAAAGAUGAAAUUGCUGCCACAGUUUUCUUCAUCACAAGGCUAGUGAAAAGGGAAGGCAAGCUGAGCAAGCAGAAAGUGGAGAAAUUUGCAGCUAAGCUGACAACAAUAUUGUUUGAAAAGUACAAGAAUCACUGGUACUUGGACAAUCCUUCCAGAGGACAAGUUUUCAGGUGCAUAAGGAUAAACAAACAUCAGACAAGAGAUCCACUGCUGGAGCAAGCUUGUGUGGAGAGUAAUGUGGACUUUGAUAAGCUUGGUCUGCCAAAAGAGAUGACACUGUGGGAUGAUCCAUUUGAGGUGUGUUGCAGAUACGGUGAGAAGAACUGGCCCUUCACAGUUGCACACUUUGAAGGAGAGGAGAACCCAGAGCUUCCUCAGCAGAUCAGCUAUGCUGUUGACAGAGCAUCUCUAGACUACCAUUCUGGUAUCUCUUCAGAUGAGGAGAGCUCCAGCAAGGAGCCAAAAGCUAUCCCUACUGUCAGCAAUCCUAACAGUGUCUAACAGUUCAGUGACUACUGCAAGGCACCCAUACAACCCUGGUCUCAGUAUCUUCAUAGGAAGACCUAUCUGACUGAUGGCUCAUACUAUGCCCAGCACAGGGCUUACAAAGUCUACAGGCCAACAGCUGCUUUCACAGGACUGUGUGUUGAUAGGCACCACUGGGUCAACACCAAGCAGUAG
Indicator indicator is the source of this 693-nucleotide messenger RNA. RefSeq names its product BTG anti-proliferation factor 4 (gene BTG4). Lineage: Eukaryota; Metazoa; Chordata; Aves; Piciformes; Indicatoridae. The record is from RefSeq and is a predicted model, not a curated record. Gene Ontology annotation, cellular component: nucleus; cytoplasm. Gene Ontology annotation, biological process: negative regulation of cell population proliferation; negative regulation of mitotic cell cycle. The transcript has 4 exons.